Molecule: messenger RNA, 1679 nt
Organism: Mizuhopecten yessoensis (Yesso scallop)
Lineage: Eukaryota; Metazoa; Mollusca; Bivalvia; Pectinida; Pectinidae
Product: E3 ubiquitin-protein ligase TRIM56-like
Exons: 1
Coding region: 78-1283 (401 amino acids)
Molecular function (GO): zinc ion binding
Source: RefSeq, a predicted model, not a curated record
CGGUUGUUUCGUAUCUGGCAGACACUCGUGACGCGUGUAUAAUUUAGGGGUAGUAGAGAGGUAGUGAUAUCGGGGACAUGGCAGCACUCGAUCACACUGAAGAUCUUACGGUAUGCUCAAUUUGCUUACAGACAUUAACCAUACCGAAAUAUCUACCAUGUCUUCAUACCUUUUGUGAACUUUGUCUACAAGGGUGGAUAGAAUCCCAGGUCACCAAAUCAGGAAGAAAUAUCAAACAGGUGGAAUUUACGUGUCCAGUAUGUCGUACCAACACACGCCUACCGAGUAAAGCAACAGCGACCAACAAAUCUGAAUGGGCAAGUACUUUCCCUAGUAACCAUAUUAUUGUAUCACUGAUUGACAAAUCGAUGAUCGAGAAACAAAAGAAGUCUUGUGACCCAUGUUCUGUAAUGAAGAAAGACGUACAGGCUACCCAGUGGUGUGUACAGUGUUCGGAGGCUUACUGUGGUCCGUGUUCGCAGGUGCAUCGGGGGAUGAAAGCUACACGGAAACAUAAACUUAUUGGUCUACAGGACGUUCUAAGAGAUUUAAAGUGUCUUUCGUUGGAUGAAAUGUGUAAUGAGCAUGCAGAUGAAGUGAUAAAACUGUUCUGCGUGGACCAUGAUCAGCCAUGCUGUACAAUAUGUGGAGCAACAUCUCAUCGAAAAUGCGACACAGUCCUGGAACUGUCCGAGGCAGCAAUUAAUAUAAAAAACAAAAAAGAGUUUUCUGAGCUGUUGGCCAGCCUUAAUGAAUGUGAAAAAGACAUCGGCAAAGCAUCAAUGACUCUUAAAGAACAUUUGACACAGUUGGAGAAGAAAAAGUUUGACAUAGAAAGAUCUGCCGAGGAAUUUGCUGGUACUCUGGUAACCCAUACAAAGGCUUUACAUAGCCAUUUCCUGAAACAGCUUUCUGAGGCUCAUUCGCGCGCAGUAAAUGAAAUAAAAACAAAUGCUGAAGAAUGUUCUCUACAACAAAAGGUAAUCAGUAACUCCAGACAGAUGCUGGAGAAAUCGCGGGACAACAGUUCAGAUACAGAACUGUUUCUUCAAGUGAAGAGAACAGAAGCAAAGCGUAAGGACACUGAAACAUUUAUUGAAAAUGAAAUGUCAAAAAUGACCCUGAAACAGGUGAAGUAUUCAUUAUCUGAAGCGCUUCAGGAGUAUAAAAACGUUAACUCUUUCGGUGAUGUUACUGUGUCAAAUGUAUAUAGUGUUGCUUUGUCCAAGCCAACAAGCAAAUGGUAUAAGGAUGGGCUCCACCGUAUGCAUGUAACCAUUUGAAGUGAAUAAAAGUGACCCAAGUAGAAAACCGACACAGAAUAAAAAAAAUUACAUAAAAAUCCAACACCAAGACACAUGCAGACCCAAAGUCGUUGAAAAAUUUCCAACGUUUAGGUUCAAAUUUCUACGGAUUUAUGUUCCUGUAGGGGGACAUGAUUAUAUAUUUGGAAUAAUGCAAAUAUAUAGCGAUAGCUGCAUAUGACAUGGCGGUGGUCAAUUUUGUUUUGAUGUGAUCAUUUUGUUUUUAUAGUUAUUAUAAUAUUAUAUAUGAUGAUAUCAGCAUAUUUCAUAAGCAGUAGUUUUAAUUUUUUGUCAUGUUCAUUAGGAACUCUUUAUCUCUUUCUGAUAUGUUUUGAUAUGUAAUUAUUCAUAUUCCUGUCUUGAAUAAAUCCUUUG